Ananas comosus (pineapple) is the source of this 1372-nucleotide messenger RNA. RefSeq lists its product as uncharacterized. The record is from RefSeq and is a predicted model, not a curated record. NCBI's taxonomy places the organism in Eukaryota, Viridiplantae, Streptophyta, Magnoliopsida, Poales, Bromeliaceae. The transcript has 10 exons. Bases 88 to 939 code for a protein of 283 amino acids.
CUUUCUCAUCCGAGAGCGACGAAGAGCUCUCUCCCCCUCUCUCUCUCUCUCUCUCCCUCUCUCUCUCUCUCUCGCUCGGAUGCGGCGAUGAGAACCGCCUCCUCCCCUGCGGCUUCUCCCAUCGCCAUGGCGAAGAACAAGAACGCCCAAUCCCACAAGGGUCCAGAUCAAGUUCCUCCAAGGAUUACAUCAAACGUUAAGCAGAACCUGCAAUUCUUAAAGUUGUGGAAGGAAUUUCAAAAGAAGAAGACAAGUACACCUAAGCCUGCCACUAGUUACCGCAGAAAGAAGGCAGUGAAGGAAGACCUUCCAGAAGAUACAGAUCUUUAUCAAGAUCCUACUUCAAAUCUUUACUACACAAAUCAGGGUUUAGACGCUGUUGUUCCGGUUCUGCUUGUCGAUGGUUACAAUGUAUGCGGCUUCUGGGCAAAGCUAAAGAAGCAUUUCAUGAAAGGAAGGCUUGAUAUUGCUCGGCAGAAGCUCAUCGAUGAGCUGAUAACAUUUAGCGUACUCAAAGUUAACUUUGCGAGCUAUACAGAGGUAAAAGUUGUAGUGGUGUUUGAUGCUAUGAUGUCUGGACUUCCAACUCACAAGGAAACUUUUGCUGGUGUUGAUGUAGUUUUCUCAGGUGAGACAUGUGCUGAUGCUUGGAUUGAAAAGGAGGUUGUAGCUCUGAGGGUGGAUGGUUGUCCGAAAGUUUGGGUUGUCACAUCCGAUGUAUGUCAGCAACAAGCAGCAUAUGGAGCAGGUGCUUAUGUGUGGAGCUGCAAAGCAUUAGUAUCAGAGAUAAAGGCUUCGGAAAAAGAGUUUCAAAACAUACUUAACGAACACAGGUCAACUUCGGUACAAGGGAAACUGCUUCAGCAUAAUCUGGGCCGCGAUGUGGUUGAUGCGUUGAAGGAUCUCAAGAAAAAGCUCUCCGAAGACGAGUCGACGUAGCUGCCCUUUACUGGGAUGGACUGCCCUUUACUGGGAUGGACUAACAAAGCUACUUCAAAGGUGGAUGAAUCGCCAAUCAUAAUUAAGGGAUGUUACUACAAUUAUCAAUUGCUGACGGAAUCACCGGGGAAAAAAAAAAAGGAAAGAAAGAAAACAGAUGAGGGUAUUUGAAAGAAAAUUGAGGGCAUCAGGAUUCAGUAUCCAUUUGUACCUUUGGCAAUGAGAGUUAACCAGGUCGGUUGAGUUUGCUGUACUUCUCUGUACAAUAAAAUCAGAGAAAAAAAAAAGAGAAAAGGAUAAUUCAAGUUUCUUAUCAAUUGGGCAGAUUAUAUGUCCCACAUGUUGUAUGAACUUAAUUUUCUGUGUCAUUUGUUGUGCUAGCAUAUUCUGAUUACAUAAGCAUAAUUUGUAGAACUGUUUGAAAAGGCAUUAA